AUGGAAGGAAUCUCGGAUGUGCAGGAGUUGAAGGCUUCACUGCGUAGACUGCACGGCUUCCCGAUUUGCAUGCAACGGUUGAUUCAAAAUGGCAGUGCACUGGACAGUUCCAUCAAGAUAGAUGGCCCGCUUGAGUUAGAAUUGGUCCUGUUAUCUCCUUCCACCGAUGUGCAGCGCAAAAGAGCCCAAGAAGAGUUUGCCGAGUCUUGCAAGCAAGGCUACCUGGAGGUUGCGAAGAUGCUUCUCCAAGCUGGCGUGACUGUAGAUGAGAAUUUCUUUUGCAGGGGCAACCCGGCACUCAUGCUCGCAGCUGAGCAUGGCCAUAUGGAGAUCGCCCAAAUGCUGUUGGAAGCUGGUGCUGACAAGGACAUGAGGAACAGGGGCGGUGACACAGUUCUUAUGCUUGCAGCUGAGAAUGGUCACGUGCAGAUCACGCGUCUGCUUUUGGAGGCGGGUGCUGACAAGGACCGAGAGAAUCGACAAAUGGACACAGCCCUUCUGCUCGCAGCUAAGAAUCGCCAUGUGACAGUCGUACAGCUGCUUUUGGAGGCUGGUGCCAACAGCGACCAUGAGAACUGGGGCGGCACAGCUCUUAUGCAUGCAGCUAAGAAUGGCCAUUUAGAGAUAGUACGGCUACUUUUGGAAGCUGGCGCCAACAAGGACCGUGCCAAGCGGGGGUUCCGUACCGCCCUCAUGCUCGCAGCUGCAAACGGUUACGUAGAGAUCGCAAAACUGCUUGUACAAUCUGGUGCCAAUACGGACGCUCAAAACCGUGGGGGCAACACGGCCCUCAUGCUCGCAGCUGAGAAUGGCCACGUGGAGAUCGCAAAGCUGCUCUUGCGGGCUGGUGCCAAGAAGGACUCCGUCAAUCGGGAGGGCGACACAGCUGCCAUCCUCGCAGCUAGUAAUGAUCACAUGGAGAUCGUGCAGCUGUUUUCUGCCAACAAUGAACAGGAGAAGCGCUGUGGCAACACGUGCUGGCAACCUAGAGGUCGAAGUUGCCGCAAACAGGCACGAUGA
Messenger RNA from Symbiodinium pilosum, 1020 nucleotides. The record is from the annotation of a GenBank genome assembly. Lineage: Eukaryota; Dinophyceae; Suessiales; Symbiodiniaceae.